Molecule: messenger RNA, 765 nt
Organism: Aspergillus mulundensis
Lineage: Eukaryota; Fungi; Ascomycota; Eurotiomycetes; Eurotiales; Aspergillaceae
Exons: 1
Coding region: 1-765 (254 amino acids)
Source: RefSeq, a predicted model, not a curated record
AUGUCGGCCCUCCGAAAGAUCUUCCACCGCAAAAAGAAGCCCCCGCUGGCCUGCACCGAGAUCCCCCUCGAAGAGCUCGACAACCACGUGCAUACCUCCGCCUGCUUCAUCGACAUCCAGCCGCUGACCGUAGUCGAGCUCUACCAAUCGCAAGGCUGCAAAGCGUGCAUCAAGAACGUGCCCAAGAUCCACCAAGCCAUCGCCAACCCCAACGUUGCCUUCCUCACGUACAACGUCACGUAUUUCGACCGCGCGGAGUGGCAGGAUACAUUUGGCAAGAAGGGCUGGGAUGCACGGCAGCGCGCGUACGUGAGUCGGUGGGGACGGAGCAGUAUCUUUACGCCGCAGGUUGUGGUUGACGGGGUCGUUGAUGGGACGGGGCAGAACAGCGAUGAGACGGUUGGGCUUGUGGGGAGGGCGAGAGAGAUACGGAGGGAGAGGGGGUGGAAUAUCCUGCUUGAUGCGAAUGACAGCGAGGUGCGGAUUGACUCGGAUCGGAGCGAGAGUGUGCCGCAUGAUAUCGUGGUCUUGUUUUAUGAGCCGCGCUUGCAGACGGUUAAGAUUGGGAAGGGGUCUGUGAACAAGGGGAAGAAAUUGGGACAUCUCAAUGUUGUGCAGCGGAUCGAGAAGGUUGGGUUCUGGGAGGGCGGAGACCUGACUCUGCCUCUGCCCAUUGUGCCCGAGGCCAGAGAGAAGGCGUGGGCGGCGGUUGCGGUUGUGCAGGAGCCUGGGGGUGGUGCUAUCGUGGCGGCUCAUCAGUUCUAG